Procambarus clarkii (red swamp crayfish) is the source of this 1870-nucleotide messenger RNA. RefSeq names its product lysosomal-associated transmembrane protein 4B. NCBI's taxonomy places the organism in Eukaryota, Metazoa, Arthropoda, Malacostraca, Decapoda, Cambaridae. Gene Ontology annotation, cellular component: lysosomal membrane. The record is from RefSeq and is a predicted model, not a curated record.
UUUUUGUUGUGACGUCAGUGGUGAGUGGCGCCUGCGUCACCCUCGGGGCUCAGUCUCCAUAUUUGUUGUGAAGGACUGAGCAGGAGGCAGAGGAAUGCCAUGUUUGCUGCUUCGCGCAGACGAGCAUUACGACGGGCUAGAAUCAGGCGCAUUUUAAUGAACCAGGAGGGAAUUGUGGUUCGAGACAUAAGUCCCCCGGAUUAUUCAGAACAGCCUCCACCACCCCCAGCAUAUAGUGAAGUGUCACCUGGGAGUGACAUUAACACUAUUUUUGAGACAAGUGGUACCCAGGCAGGCAGCACGGAGUCCUCGCGGGAAAGCGUAACCAUUGGGUGUGAGGCCCAGGAAGGAGGAGGGGGGCCUGUAGAAGCAACACCGCCGCCGCCACCACCACCACCGCCGCCGCCGCCAUUAUCAGCAGCAGCAGCUGUGGCAGAGGGUAGCAGCAUGUUGGGUCGAGGUCGAUUGCAGGAAGUUCAGGGAAGAUUGGAGGCAUUAAGAAAGAGACAUGACCAGUGGACUUGCUUUCUUUGCUGUCAUGUCCGCACUGGCACCAUUGUUAUUGGAUUUUGGCACAUGCUCCUUCAUCUGCUGGCACUGUCAUUGAUUGCGGUGGUAGUAGUUCACCCCGAAAAGCUUACCCAGACAGGCGGCCCUCUUGGGGGUCUUGGGUCAGGAGAUGAACUCUCCGUCAAUCCACAAGAUGUAAAAGCUGUCAAUUGUGGUGCAGAGAUGCCUUGCAUCUUGGCAGCACAAGGUGAUGGAAGCACAAAUGCUGCUGCCUCUGACUUUUCCAUUUCCCUAGGAAACUUGAUAACAACUCAUCGCCUUAACACUGAUGAGGUUAAUGUUGCCCUCUUCAUCACCUUGUGUACUUUUGUGGUAACACUGUUGUUGGUGUAUGGAGCAUUCCGUGGUCAGCCCUCACAUCUAAUGCCAUUUUUCUUUCUGCAAGUCUUUGACUUCUGUAUAUCAAGCAUGACAAUGAUUGGUUAUCUCUCAUAUCUUCCAAACAUCCGUCAACUGAUCCGCGAGACUCCAGCAUUUCCCUUUCAGCAACAACUUCUGGCAAUGAACACAAAAUGCCUGACAUUCUUUGCCAUGCUCAUCUUCAUUACAACCCUAAUGGCUAAGGCAUAUUGCAUCAGUAUUGUCUGGCGGUGUUACAAGUUCCUGAUGCUGAAGGCACAAGCAGGCCGGUCAGUCCUGAGAUAUCUGGGUGGAGUGUCUGGACCAGUGGACCAAGAGAGUCAGACAUUAGUCAUGGGCCAGGACCUGCCUGAUUAUGAUACUGCAAUGGCUGAUCCUCAAUACAGAAAGAAGUUGUCAGGUAUGUUCCCCGAGCCACCUCCUUCAUAUGACAUGGCUAUGGCAGCACUUGUUGCUCAGCAGGAUCAUGAACACGAUUAUGUGGAUGCAGCUGGUGCUACUAGUGGUUCCUCCCCUUCUCACGACCUUCCUUCAUCCACCCAGGACCGCCCGGUUUCUGUUCCCAGCAAUAACAAUGCUACUACAUCGCUUCCUACCAUCCCUACUACCACCGUCAUCUUGAGCACAACCAGCUCUGCUGCUCUGGCCAUCAAUUCUCCCACUGUUAAUUAAUCCUGAUCUUAGCCAUUGGGAUGGUUAACUUCCUGGUACUUCAGUGAAAAUGGAGGCGUUAUUAUUUUGGUGAUAGUAAGCUUUAUUUUAACAAAAUUUAAAUUUAUCUAUAUUUAAGAUAUUAAGAAAGCAAGCAGGGUAAUAUUCUGAUAUAUGUAACUGAGCAAAAAAAAAAAAAAAAAAAAAAAUCAGGAACUGUCCAUUAUUGCAGCUCUAGCAGUGUCAACAGUUCUUGUACUGCAGUUGUAUGGAAAUUUGGAUAUAUAUA